AGCGGGGGAGGUCGCGUGACGCGUUGAGGUCAGGGCGCGAGCGGAUCCCGGAAGUGCGGGCAGUAGCGCUCGGCUGCUAACGUUCGGACGAGACCACCGAGCGGCGCCGCCGGGGGGGUGGUGGUGUUGGGGCGCCGCUUCAGGAAGCAACCAUGACGAACUUCAUCUCGGUGCAGCUGAAGAAGGCGUCGGAAGUAGACCUGGCUAAGCCGCUAUGCAAGUUCAUCCAGCAGACCGGCCGCUGCCUUGACAAGCACGAAAGUGCUCUCGAGACGCUCAUGAGGUACUAUGAUCAGCUGUGUUCCAUAGAGCCAAAGUUUCCAUUUUCUGAAAAUCAGAUCUGUGUCACCUUUACGUGGAAAGAUGCCUUUGAUAAAGGGUCACUCUUUGGAGGAUCUGUCAAACUUGCCCUGGCAAGCCUGGGAUAUGAGAGAACCUGCGUUCUGUUCAACUGUGGAGCAUUAGCUAGCCAGAUUGCAGCAGAACAGAAUCUGGAUAAUGAUGAAGGACUGAAAGCUGCUGCUAAAUAUUAUCAGUUUGCUAGUGGUGCCUUCCAACACAUUAAAGACACCGUCUUAUCUGCAUUGAAUAGAGAGCCCACAGUUGACAUCUCUCCAGAUACAGUUGGAACCCUCAGUCUUAUUAUGUUGGCUCAAGCUCAAGAAGUGUUUUUCUUAAAAGCUACCAGAGAUAAAAUGAAAGAUGCUAUAAUAGCUAAACUAGCUAAUCAAGCUGCAGAUUAUUAUGGUGAUGCUUUUAAACAGUGUCAGUAUAAGGAUACUUUGCCCAAGGAGGUGUUUCCUGUUCUGGCUGCAAAGCACUGCCUUAUGCAGGCCAAUGCACAAUACCACCAAUCUAUCCUGGCAAAGCAGCAGAAGAAAUUCGGCGAAGAAAUUGGGAGACUACAGCAUGCAUCAGACUUGGUAAAAACGGUGGCAUCUCGUUAUGAUGAGUAUAUAAACGUAAAAGAUUUAUCUGACAAAAUCAGCCGUGCCCUUACAGCUGCCAAGAAGGACAAUGACUUCAUAUAUCAUGACCGAGUUCCUGACCUGAAAGAUCUAGAGCCCAUUGGCAAAGCCAGUCUUGUAAAAUCGACCCCAGUUGUUAUUCCUAUCAGUCAGAAGUUCACAGAUCUUUUUGAGAAGAUGGUUCCUCUGUCAGUACAGCAGUCUCUGAGUGUCUACAAUCAGAGAAAGGCUGAUUUAGUAAAUAGAUCAAUAGCCCAGAUGAGGGAGGCCACCAAUUUGGCAAAUGGAGUAUUGGCAUCCCUCAAUUUGCCUGCUGCUAUUGAAGAUGUAUCUGGUGACAGCGUUCCCCAGUCUAUUCUGCAGAAGUCUAAGUCUGUGAUUGAACAGGGAGGUGUUCAAACGGUUGAUCAGCUGAUCAAAGAUCUGCCUGAACUACUACAGAGGAAUAGAGAAAUCUUAGAUGAAGCACUGAGAUUGUUGGAUGAAGAGGAGGCCACGGACAAUGAUCUAAGAGCAAAAUUCAAAGAACGUUGGCAAAGAACACCAUCUAAUGAACUGUACAAACCUUUGAGGGCAGAGGGAGCCAAUUUCAAUAAUAUUUUGAAUAAAGCGGUGCAUGCAGAUGGGCAGGUUAAAGAACGCUAUCAGUCUCACCGGGAGACAAUUGCACUCCUCUGUAAGCCAGAACCAGAAUUGAAUGCAGCCAUUCCUUCUGCUAAUCCAGCAAAAACCAUGCAGGGAACUGAGGUUGUUAACGUUCUAAGAUCUUUACUGGCUAACCUGGAAGAGGUUAAGAAGGGGAGAGAACAACUUGAGAAUGACUUGAAAUCAGUAAAUUUCGACAUGACAAGCAGAUUUCUGACUGCACUUGCACAGGAUGGGGCUAUAAAUGAGGAAGCCAUUUCUGUUACUGAAUUGGAUCGGAUUUAUGGAAGUCACACACACAAAGUGCAGGAGUCCCUUCAAACGCAAGAAGAACUUCUCAAAAAUAUUCAGAAUGCGCAUCAGGAAUUUUCGAAGAUGAAACAAUCAAACAAUGAAUCUAAUUUAAGAGAAGAAGUUUUGAAGAAUUUAGCUGUAGCGAAUGACAACUUUGUGGAACUUUUAGCCAAUUUAAAAGAAGGCACAAAGUUCUACAAUGAAUUGACAGAAAUUCUGGUGAAAUUCCAAACCAAAUGCAGUGACAUUGUUUUUGCUCGCAAGACUGAAAGAGAAGAACUUCUAAAAGACUUGCAGCAAAGCAUUGCAAGAGAACCCAGUGCUCCCUCUAUUCCAUCACAGCCUGCAUAUCAGACCAUGCCUGCAGGAGGAAGCAAACCAGUUUCAUCAACUACUCCAACUCCUGCACCCAGAACUAUGGUGCCUAGUAAUAAACCACAACCACCAGCACGCCCUCCACCACCAAUGAUUUCUUCAGCAAAUACAUCCUCCUCUUCUGCACCGGCGGCCACUGGAGCUACUGCUUCUCCAGCAGCACCAGCAGCUGGCUCGUCCGCAGCUGGUGGUACACCAUCACAGGCACAAGGACCUCCUUAUCCCACUUAUCAAGGAUACCCAGGGUACUGCCAGAUGCCAAUGCCAAUGGGCUACAACCCUUACAUGUAUGGCCAGUAUACUAUGCCAUAUGCCCCUUCACCUAUGUAUCCAAACCCUGGACAAGCACCGUAUCCAGCUCCUCAACAGCCUGGAUAUCCUUACCCUCAACAGCCUUAUUACCCACAGCAGUAACAAGUCUGUGAAGAAACUAUGCUUGUUUUAAAUUUGAAAGAAACUUGCAAUAAGCAUACUAAAACUUUAGCUCCAGUUAAUGUAUCUUACUGAAUGCAGUCUGUAACUCCUAUCUAUUGUUAAUGCUCAAACAUGUCUAGAUCAGUUUCUGAUUAAGCUAAACAUCUUGAGAGAUUUGUUGCUGCUGCUGCUGCAGUCCAACAUUAGGCAUGAUGUAAGAAUUAAAUUACUGCAUAAUUCAACGGUGUGAAACUGUACACUCACUUAAACUAGACCAAAUAUUUCUUUUCAGAAAUCUUAUAAAUAGAUCAUUGGGAUUUGACAUGAAGUGCUGAAAACUGGGUGUGAUAUAUUCUAUGGAACUACAUAGGGUUUCCUUCUAUAUUCUAUUGGUUUGUAUUUUUUGAGUUUAGUUACAAUAUGCUAUUUUGUCUAAUACUCAAGGCCUUGUAAAUCAUAAGCAGAAAAAAUAAAUACAUUACUUAAGAA
Molecule: messenger RNA, 3185 nt
Organism: Alligator sinensis (Chinese alligator)
Lineage: Eukaryota; Metazoa; Chordata; Crocodylia; Alligatoridae
Gene: PDCD6IP
Product: programmed cell death 6 interacting protein
Biological process (GO): mitotic cytokinesis
Cellular component (GO): endosome
Molecular function (GO): protein binding
Source: RefSeq, a predicted model, not a curated record